This is a messenger RNA of Tinamus guttatus (white-throated tinamou), 1716 nucleotides long. NCBI's taxonomy places the organism in Eukaryota, Metazoa, Chordata, Aves, Tinamiformes, Tinamidae. The record is from RefSeq and is a predicted model, not a curated record.
AUGCGGCUGCGUUUCCUUUCAAAAAUUUUGGAUCUACCACCAGAAAACCUAAUAAAGUGCAUAUCUGCAGUUCCUGUCUCCAAAAAACGGCAAAUUGCUGAUUUCCAGCUUUCCAUUGAUUCCAUAACAGAGCACGGUUCUAGUGAUCACUCAGCAAAAGAUCUUCAGCUUCGAGCUCAGACAUUAGCAGGGAAGCUACAAUGUGAUUCUGUAGUGAGUGAGAUCACCGCUAGUCCAGGAACAGUGAACUUCACAAUAAACAGGGAAUUACUAGCAAAGACUGUGUUGCAGCAGGUGUUGAAAGAUGGCUCAGAAUAUGGAAUAAAAAGUGAACUCUUUUCUACAGUGCCUAGACAAAAGGCAGUGAUUGAGUUCAGCUCCCCUAAUAUUGCCAAAAAGUUUCACAUAGGACACUUGCGUUCCACAAUAAUAGGAAAUUUUAUAGCAAAUCUCAAAGUUGCUUUGGGACAUCAAGUAACAAGAAUAAAUUACCUUGGCGACUGGGGCAUGCAGUUUGGCUUACUGGGUGUUGGUUUCCAACAGUUUGGCAAUGAAGAAAAACUAAAGUCCAGUCCUUUACAACACCUUUUUGAGGUGUAUGUACAGAUUAAUAAAGCAGCAGAGGAUGAAAACACAAAAAAGCUGGCUAAGGAUUUCUUUAGAAAGCUGGAAGAACAUGAUGAGCAGACAUUGUCACUUUGGAAACAGUUUAGAAGCUUCAGUAUUGAAGAAUACAUCCGGAUUUAUAAGAGAUUAGGAGUGCAUUUUGAUGAGUAUUCUGGAGAAUCGUUUUACCAAGAGAGGUCCCAGGAAGUUCUGAAGAUUUUGGAGGAAAAAGGACUUCUUCAGAAAACAACGAAAGGGACAGGAAUUGUGGAUCUCUCAGAAAAGAAAGACCUUUCAUCAUUUUCCACUGUCAUGCGUAGUGAUGGGACAUCUCUGUAUAUAACAAGAGAUGUUGCUGCUGCUAUAGAUCGAAUGAAUAAACAUAACUGUGAUACUAUGAUGUAUGUGACAGAUAAAAGUCAAAGUAAUCACUUUCGACAUUUGUUCCAAAUACUGAAGCUAAUGGGUUAUGACUGGGCAGAAAGGUGUCAGCAUGUGUCUUUUGGGUUAGUUCAAGGAAUGAAGACUCGGAGAGGAGAAGUUAUUUUCCUGGAAGAUGUUUUAGACGAAGCUCGCUCGCGGAUGUUACAGAACAUGGCCUAUGCAAAAACAACCAAAGAGCUAGAAAACCCUGUAGAGACAGCAGAGAAGAUUGGUCUUGCAGCACUAAUAAUCCAGGACUUCCAGGGCCUUCUGUCAUCUGAUUACCAGUUUAGCUGGGAUCGAGCUCUUCAGAGUCGGGGAGACACAGGCGUGUUCUUGCAGUACACACAUGCCAGACUCCACAGUUUAGAGCAGAUGCAUGGGAAUGGGCAGCUGAGUGAUGUUGAUGUGGCAUCCUUGCAAGAGCCGGAGGCCAUCUCAGUUCUUCAGCAUCUUCUCAGGUAUGACGAGGUCCUGUAUCGCUCGUCUCAGGACCUGCAGCCCAAGCACCUUGUCAGCUACCUCCUCAUGCUGAGCCACGUGGCCGCCGCUGCCCACCGAGCCCUGCCCGUGAAAGGCAGCGCCCAUGGCCUGGCCCAGGCAAGGCUCUGCCUCUUCCGCGCCGCACGCUCCGUUCUCGCUAAUGGAAUGAAGCUCCUCGGCAUCACACCUGUAACACAGAUGUAA